This is a messenger RNA of Pocillopora verrucosa, 2716 nucleotides long. RefSeq names its product beta-1,4-N-acetylgalactosaminyltransferase 3-like. Gene Ontology annotation, cellular component: Golgi cisterna membrane. Gene Ontology annotation, molecular function: acetylgalactosaminyltransferase activity. The record is from RefSeq and is a predicted model, not a curated record. Lineage: Eukaryota; Metazoa; Cnidaria; Anthozoa; Scleractinia; Pocilloporidae.
ACAACGGCCAGACCACCAUCGGCGACAUAGCACGACCAAAAAUUGCCGACAGCUGACCCGUGGUAUUUAGAUACUCGAGUAGAACUGACAAUACUUGCAUAUCAGAGCUUUAGGAACUUUGUGACGAAUUCUUCCACGAGCAUUUAACGCCAACAUUACCCGCUUUUGCGAUCGUUUGCUGGUUUAUAUUUGCUUCCGGGUCAGCAUAAAACUGAGCGAGAAAGCAUGACGACCCGUCGAUUCUUCCGCUUCAUUGUCUUCGUAAAAGUUCAUUUCUGCUUUCGAUUUCGAAAAAGAUUGAAGGUCAUACUCUCCGCUUUAAUGCUCUGUUCAAUCUGCUUUUAUAUCUUCAGUACGUGGUACCAUUCACAAACGUAUGAUGCUGUUCCGAAUGUUGCGGUAAAAAAUGAUGCAGUAACCACUACAAACGGCACACCACGUGUCAUCGCAGCUGUGGGUGCUCUAAAUAUUCACGUAUGGCGAGAGGUUUGUGGCUCAAGCAUCCAAAAUCUGCGUCGAUAUUUGCUUUUUCCGCAUUAUCCUGACGAAAUGUUCAUGAAGUUCAAUAUGCUUAAGUUUCAAAUUAUCGACAAUACCAUCGAUUAUGGCCAACGGAUUUUUGGCUUCCUCCAUCCUCCUCACAGCGACGAGUACAACUUCGCCAUAGCCUCUGAUGACGAGUCAGAGUUAUGGCUCAGUCCUAACGAUGAUCUGAAGGAGAAACAGUUAAUUGCGCGUGUUUUUAAAGAAGGAGUAAGUGCGUGGACGAAAAAGGAUGAACUUCAUAAAUAUCCCGGACAAAUCUCAGAACAUCUAAUGCUCUCUGGAGACAGAAAAUACUGCAUAGAAGUUGUGCAUAAGCAAGGAGCGGCUCUUGGCUUUGUACAAGUUUAUUGGAAGCGUCGCAAUGAUACCGAUUUCUACCUUAUCAGUUCAGAGUACUUAUCGUCCCAUGCAAACGAUGUUAUGAUUACCAAAGCAAAAGAUGUUUUGCAUAGUUUGCUUUCGGAGAGCUAUCGUCAAGAUCUUGAGCUGAAAUCUAAAUCAACAGAUCAAAAACGCUUACAAUUUCCAUCACUUCCGUUGCUCCCAAAAGAUAGUUAUCUUCCCUUGUGUGAUUUCCAGUCCGGCUCUUUGUCAAACGGAGGAAAAGUGUAUCGUUAUCAAGGCCGCAAAGUGGUGCAGUUAUCCAGCGUCUACCCUACUGAUGAUAGCAGUGCACUGACUGAUAAAAAUUUGCGGAACUGGCCUAACAAAAUUGCUGACAGGGAAACAAUUCAUGCAGUCACGGAUGAGAUAAUUACGUCGCUAAACCACAAAACCUCAAAGAAAUAUUUUCUGAAGAGAAUUCACAAGGUUUUAAACAUCCCAGAUCCAGUUCAUGGCGAUCUUUAUUCUGUAGAUCUUGAACUCGGUUUACAAGACGUCAAUCAAUCAUUUCGUUUAUCAGAGCAUGUUUUUGGUAAGGAUGCCAACCACAACUUGUGUUUUCCUCGAGGUAUGAGCUGGAACAAUAAAGCUAAGGUGUAUUUUAUUCUCUCUGUCAAGGAACAAGGAAGAUGGGUGUAUCAUUUUAUUAACGAAAUCACAAUAGCCAGCUCUUUAACGGGCGAUACGAACUUUCAUGUCAUUGUUGUUGACUUUGAAAGCGAGGAUAUUGACAUGACAAAGGCAUUUAACACCACUCUUCUUCAAAACAAACACACGAUUAUUCCAUUAAAAGGGAAAUUUUACAAGACGCUGGCUUUGAACAAAGCUGUUGAGCAUAUUCCAAGUAUACAUGACAUUUUGUUUCUGUUUGAUCUCCAUAUCGACGUUCCGCAGGACAUAUUGGACAGCGUUCGUAAAAACACCGUCGAAGGACAUCUUGUUUACGCUCCCAUUGUAGGCCGGUUACAUUGUGGCAGUACGUAUGUAGAUCAUAAAGGUUAUUGGGAAAUGGAAGGAUUUGGCUUAAUGAGCAUUUAUAAAUCAGACUGGGAGAGGUUCAGAGGAAUGAACACCGAGGACUACAAAUACAAAUGGGGCGGAGAGGACUGGGACUUACUCGACCGUGUUAUCAAUGCUGAGUUAAAAGUUGUUCGAAUAAAGCACCCGGGUCUAUACCAUCAUUAUCAUACAAAACACAAAUCUUGGAAUUAACAUACGCCGUGCAAGUUACUCCAAUAACUAACUCCCGUUCUGUCAACCCUUAUGAAAGCACAUGUUCAAUAUGCUUGAAAGCGUGCCGUGCGGGAGCCAAGGAAACUGGGUCUACUACACGAGAUCGAAGCUUGCCAGGGGACUCCCCAGAGUAAGAAAGAAAACAAUGGUAGGAGGCCCUUUUUUCCUUUGAACCGCAUCUAGGAGGAGCACCGAUGGUGUCGCUGUGAGUCAAGAAGUAAAAAUCCAAACAACAUAAAAACUAUGCCAAAUGGUAGGGCAUCCGGCUUUUCACUAAAAUGAUAUUCAGGAUGUAGAUUAUAAAGAGAUACUUAGAAUGUUUAUGUCUUAUUUGGACCAUUUGAGGGCUACCAACACAGAACUGAAGUUAUCUCUACCAAAACAAAGUCCUUGUAAAACUCCACAUUUUAGUUAUUGACUCUUCCGUUAACCUGACUCAAUUGCAUUGUGAUCAGCUAGUUUUUGUCAUCCGAUAAUACAACUUCAAGGGUAACUUCACUUAAUAGGUUGCAAAUAUUUUUUAGUACGAUUCUUAACGAUGUAAUUGCAAUAA